Epithele typhae is the source of this 318-nucleotide messenger RNA. RefSeq lists its product as uncharacterized. NCBI's taxonomy places the organism in Eukaryota, Fungi, Basidiomycota, Agaricomycetes, Polyporales, Epitheliaceae. The record is from RefSeq and is a predicted model, not a curated record. The transcript is spliced from 5 exons. Bases 1 to 318 code for a protein of 105 amino acids.
AUGCUCGGCGGCCUUAUGCUCUUCAUCGCGACCCUCGCCCUCCUCCACGCGACCUACUCAACAUAUGAGCACCUCUCCCAUUUGAAAGCCCUCGGGCGACCAGAAGGAGCCCUGCCGAGCGACAUUGUGUUCGAGGCAGUUACCGCGCUCGUGCUGGCCAUCGUGGGCGCGACUGUUCGCAGUCCAGCGUUGCGGGAAGUGACAUGGCGGAGCGAGAUGAAACGAAGGGCAGCGGAGGAGCAGCCGGACCCGCGCAUGUCGUUCGCCACGUUCGCCGAGCGGGCGGGCAUUGUACCAAAAGUUCCUGUCAAGUCAUGA